AUGUCGCUCGCUCCUUCGUUCGCCGCACGGCGAUGCGCUCAAUGUCUCCGAUCAACUCAGGCCAACACCUUCCGAUUCGCAGCCUCGACCGCACCCAGGAGAAGACACCAGCAGGAACAGCGAAGAUGGGAAACGACAGAAGCAGCAGCGGCCGCGGCACCGAAUCCCAAGAUCGCACAGAUUGUAGACCAAAUCGGUCAAUUGACGCUCCUUGAGACCGCGGACUUGGUAUCAACACUCAAGGUAUUGCCUUAGCCCUUCCUGGGGACCCCACCGUACACCCACGUAACUAACAUCCCACAGUCCCGCCUCAACAUCCCAGACAUGCCCAUCGGAAACUUCGCGGCCGCAGGUGGAUCUGCGGCCGCUGCAGCCCCAGCGGCAGCAGAAGAACCCGAAGAAGCCGCCCCUAAACAAGAAGAAAAGACCCUCUUCAACCUCAAACUCGAAUCCUUCGACGCAGCCUCCAAACCAAAGGUGAUCAAGGAGGUAAAAGCCAUGUUGGGACUGAGCUUGGUGGAUAGUAAGAAGUUUGUGGAAUCGGCGCCGAAGGUGAUGAAGGAGGGAGUGCCAAAGGAGGAGGCAGAGAAGAUUAUUGAGACAUUGAAGGGGUUGGGGGCUGUGGUGAAGAUGGAAUAG
This is a messenger RNA of Lecanosticta acicola, 639 nucleotides long. The record is from the annotation of a GenBank genome assembly. Lineage: Eukaryota; Fungi; Ascomycota; Dothideomycetes; Mycosphaerellales; Mycosphaerellaceae.